AUGAAAGUGCCGGUGAUCUCGCUGGACGUCGACACGGACGAUGAGGAAUCGACGUCUUCUUCGGCGCCGCGAUGCCGACGGAACGGAUCCGUGCGCAAAGUGCGCGAAGUGCAGCUGGACGUGUCGAUCGGCGAGGUUCCGUCCUCGCCGACCACCCUCGGCACCGUAAUCUCGCGAUUCGGGCGGUCCCAGUCGCUCAGGCGACCUCCGGCGAAGGAAAAAGAGCCGGAGGACGGCUCGCGCGCCACCUCGCCGACGCCCUCCUUCAUCGACAUCUCGCCGAUGAUUCGGACGGCGUCGUUGCGCGUCAAAAAUCAGUUAGCGAGUCGGCUCAGCGAGCCACUCAAAAAAGCCGAGAACCGCAUCUCGAAACUUCUGCUGACGACGGAGCCCGACGCGCCGGACGAUGAGCAAUUCCAGCACUACAGUCUGGUGCACGGGUUGAGAGGGUGUAACAAUAAUAAUCAGGGGGAAGGUUCGUGCGUGGUUUCGUUUUGAACAGGAUUUUUGGGAAAUCAUAGAUUACUGGUUGACUUGGUUUUAAGUGUCCAUCUGGAAAGUUUCAGCCCGAUUGGUUAGACUCUAGACAAGGUUUUCCAAUCGGUCUGUAACUUUUCAAAUGGAUUCUUUUACCCAAGACUUACUGGUGCCUGAGAAAAAAUUUCAAAACGAGCUCGAAUUUUAGAUAGAAACCCCUGUAAAAUAUCAAAUUUUCAGCCGAAGACGCAGAUUCGUCGAGCGACGAAGACGAUCCAGAACUGCUGGAACUGCAGGAGCGCGAUUCGAUCAUCAAUCGAUACGAGAAGGGACCGGAUGCGGCGGACGUGGAUCCGUGGGAGAACCCGGACUUUGAGGUCUACACGAACCUCGAUCGAUUCGGAUUCGUUCAGUAAGCACCUCCACCGCUCCCGCACACCCACUCAUGUUCUCGCUUUUUCAGCAAAAAAGGCGACAAAACGGACGAGCCGACGGAACAGCAGAAGCGGCGAAUUCUGAAAGAGCUGGGACGUGAGAAGAAGUGGCUGAAAAUGAUUGAAAUCUGGAAAUCGGGUGGUCCGUCGAAAAAGAUGGAGGACCGCAUCUGGAAGGGAAUCCCCGAGAAGCUGCGGAUGGUCGUCUGGCCCCGGCUCCUGGGCGCCGAGCGGAUGAAGCACGAGCGGAGGGACAUGUACGCGGAGCUGCUGCUCAGAGCACGGCUUGUCUCGAAGGACAUCAAACAGAUCGACCUGGACAUUAACCGAACCUACAGGGACCAUUUGGCGUUCCGGAAAAGAUACGACGUCAAGUGAGUAGGAAGAGUUUCUUGUCGAGGAGUUAUUCGGCACGAAGAAAGGUGUCAAUGGAUGGAAAAAGGGGCGUGGCCUCGCUGGCUUGCACUAGAUUUCGCGGAAUUUGCUCAGAAAUCACUCGGCAAUCUUAGAUUCGAGUUUAUUUGCAUAAUUUCCCCCCAUUUUUCAGACAAAAAUCGCUGCUGAACGUGCUGGCGGCGUACUCGAUGUACAACACGGAAGUGGGCUACUGUCAGGGCAUGUCCCAAAUCGCCGCCCUCUUUCUGAUGUACCUCGACGAGGAGGACGCGUUCUGGAGCCUCCACCAGCUGAUGGUCUCGCCGAAACACACGAUGCACGGCUUCUUCGUGCCCGGAUUCCCCAAAUUGCAACGCUACGAGGAGCACUUCAAAAAAGUGCUCAAAAAGUACAAACCGCGAGUGUACAAGUACCUGGAGAAGCAGGACAUUCCGUACAUUUACCUGACCAAAUGGUGGUUCGGAUGCUUCCUGGACCGUGUUCCGUUCUCGCUCGCCCUCCGGCUCUGGGACGUCUUUCUCGUCGAGGGGGACUGUGUUCUCAUCGCGAUGGCCUACAAUAUCAUGAAAAUGCACGAAAGUACGCGUUUCCAGAGACAUUUCCCACAUUUCCAAUGUUAUUUUUUGUAGAAACGAUCCGGAAGCAAUCGAUGGAGACGUUUAUGGAAUUCAUCCAAAACGACAUCGCUCUGGAUUUCCGAUAUUCGGACGAUGAAGUGAUGCACUCGUUGAGGGAGACUCUAAGCAAAUUGAAGGUUAGGGAAUGGACGGGACAUUGCAUUGCGAGCCUGAGCUCAGAACAAGCACUUAAACUGUACGUCCAAUCUUCAGAGUGACCGCCAACACGUGCCGCCGCCGCCCCGGCCGGAAGACCUGUCGGAAGUGCCGACGAAAGCGUUGGGCCCGAUUCUGAACAAGCCGAUGGCGUCGAUCCGCGAGGAGAUCCACGAGAUCCAGUCGCGGCGGAGUCGCGCCAACUGUGAGUUUGAUCGACGCGAAUACGAGCGGACUUACGAGUACUACUUGCGAUAUUACCAACACAAACUCGGCGUGUUUGACAGUGAUUCCGAAUGAUUCUCCUUAUUUGUGUGUGUGCGUGUGCUUUUUUUGUGAAUGUGAAUGUGCUUGUUUGUUUGCUUUUGUGUGUUAUUAUAAACAUGUAUUCUUUUCUGCUUGUUACUAACCCACUAACUUGUAAUCGGACUCUGGGCUUUUUCAGGAAGUGCGCUCUAUUAUCCAGUCGUCUUGGAACUUUGACUGAAAAUGUUAGGAACCAAUUGAGCGCACUUUCUCCCCCAUCCUUUUCUUAUUACCUUUUGUCAAUUCCAGCCACCGGCCGUUCUCCGCACCCGAAACGCAAAGAAUCCGGACGGGGACCGUCGAAAGGACCGCCGCCAGUGCAGCACAAGUGGAACGGAAACGCAUCGCAGGACUCGAUCAUUGGAAACGGGCGAGAAGUGCCUUUUGAGGUUCGUGAAACGGGGUGGGACCACUGGGUGUCCUAUGGUGCCCGGACAGCCCAGUCCAAGCUUCUACGGCCUAUUGCAUACUUUCAAUUCAGAUUCCGACGCGUCGAAUAACGGGUUCUCCGGCGUCGGACGGCUCGUACGCGCACCCGAACGGCUCCUCGUUCUCCUCGUCGGCACUCCCUCCGACGGCCUCGAGUAAGCGAGAGUUUGUCCCGUCCUCCUCCGCCUCGGCCACUCCCACCACCCGGUAUGUGUGCUCAAUACUCAAUCAAUCCACAAUCAAUGUCGACCCUCUUCUUCCUUCUUCUUUUUCUUUGUCUAACCAGCUUUGUCUGCCAAAAAAGCACUGUGUUUCUCUGCAUUUGCAAUGUGCACAAUUCAUUUUUUGUUCCGUUUUCUAACAAAGUUCUAGGCCAAAACCGCGUUUUCCCCCCACGAAAUGUCAACUUUUGCAGCUACCACCACCACCACAAUCCGAAUCAAUCUCGUGGCGGUCAAAGCACCCCGAUUGCUCAGCGGCUUCGCGACGAACGCAACGGACAAAUGGUCCUGCUGAGCCGCGCGAGCGACUCCGAAGGCGACGUUUGCUCACCGACCAAUCAGAGAGGUCCGCAAAGUUAAAAUUUAUUUUUUGCGCUUUUUUUUGAGCUCAAAGCAGCCAAAUUUCGUUUAGAAACGGAAAAGUUGAUUGGAGUUGUAGUUUUUGUGUCCGAAAUGUUCGAAUUUUGGCCAUUUUUGCUCUUCUAAACCUCAAAUUGCUUGCUCUUUGAUAAUCUUCAACGUUAAACGCAUCAUUUUCAGACGGUGACUGGAGCCAAACGCACAUCUCGACGGCCACCUCGAGAAUCACGCAUUCUGGCAACAACAUCACCAGAAUCGAACUGGACGGCGACGUCUCCGUCAUCUGA
Messenger RNA from Caenorhabditis sp. 36 PRJEB53466, 3683 nucleotides. The record is from the annotation of a GenBank genome assembly. Lineage: Eukaryota; Metazoa; Nematoda; Chromadorea; Rhabditida; Rhabditidae.